Molecule: messenger RNA, 5022 nt
Organism: Dentiscutata erythropus
Lineage: Eukaryota; Fungi; Glomeromycota; Glomeromycetes; Diversisporales; Gigasporaceae
Source: the annotation of a GenBank genome assembly
AUGGCACAGGAUGCAAAGUCCAAACGUGCUUCGGGCUUCUCUCUUCGUGGGAUAAUAAAGCGGCCUGAAUUUUCUUCCUUAGAAGACGCCUUAGGUCUAACCCCUCCAACUACUUCGGAAAGCAACGAUGAUCGUCCACAAAACGGUCCCAAAGGUCGUCCAAUAGAUACAAAACUUUUAGUGCAAGAAUUACAAAAACCUCGCACUAUAGAAGCUCGCAUUAGACUUAUUGGAGAACUAUGUGAUAUGGUCACAAAAUAUACUUUUUCUGAUAUAACCGAAGUAUGGGUUUGUGUUAGCGAACUAUUAAAUUCUGAUAAGGCCGAAGCAAGGACUGUUGUAUUUCAGUUUAUGAUUUCUUGCAUAAGAGGUCAACAUAGUGAUAAUUUAGGUUUUCUUAGGACUAUUUUUUAUGAUUGUAUAAAAUCUCAUAAUAACAACCAAGAUUUUGAAAUUAGAUUAAUGGCAUUGAGAGAACUAUGCCAGGAUGGAAGAAAUAUUUCUUCCUUUGAAAAAAAUUUGGUCAAAUUACUUUCUGAAUGGGUUAACGAAACAGUACAACAAUUGGACAAUAAAAAUAUAAUAGUUCAACAACAAGAAGGGCUGACAAAUAUUAUGUUUCAGUUUUUAAUAACUGAACCCAUUGGUGAAAAAGAUUCUGAUAUAUUUUCACAACCAACCUUUACGACGAGGUUGCAAUCUGUAGUUAACCUAUUAAUUAACGUAGUCAAAUUCAAUUUUUCUCAAUUUGAAGAACAUGAUAUUUCUCGACUUAUUGAGGAUAUUGCCAUCGCUUGCAGGAAAUCAAAUGAUAUUUUGGACAUAGAAUGUUGUCUUAAUUUUUGGGAUAUAGUGGUACGAUAUGGUUACGUACCUUCUUCUUCAUUAAAAUCAUAUGUAAAUGUGCUUUGCGAUAAAGUUAAUCAUGAUGGAUCGAUUUCACAAACAAGCUGGCAUAUAAUGCGUAAUUUGUUAAAAAGUCAUUGCGCUUAUGGUACUAUCAAAAUAUUAUGCGAUAAUUUAUAUGCUGAAGUAGUAACUGUUGAAUCAACAAAUCUAUUACGAGGAUCUAUAUUGUUUUUAGGAUGGGCGUUAUGGGGUUCGGAAAAGAUCGACUCUUUUUCACAUAUAUAUUCUGUUGCCCUUUCGGCAAUGAAUCAAUCAACAAAAUCUUAUCGAGAUCCUAUAGUUCAUUCUGAAAUUUUAGUUCAGAUUAGUGAUCUCAUCACAAAAUUUGAGAAGAGUAUUGUCUUGUUGGAAUGGGACAUCAUAUUAGAUAUUUUAGAUAAUACGCGAUAUCAUUUUCUAGAGUGUGAAGCUUUGAAAGAAAGAGAAAAAUUUGUAUUAGAUGAUGCUAUAAAUCUUGAUUUGAACCAAUCUAGUGACUUAGCAGUUAUAAUAAACUAUAGUAAAUUAAUACUCCAAAUUCAAACUUUACACACAUCUUCCUCAUUUGAUGGAUCUACUUCACGUUUUAUAAGUCUAAUUCAGGAUCUUAGGGAUUAUAUUUCUGAAAAUGCUAUUCUUAUGCUUCUUGACUAUUAUGAAGCAGAACAUGCUUUGUAUCCAUCUUCACCUGAUUGGCUUGUAAUGUUAGUUGAUGUGGUUAAUACAUUCUAUGUUAAGAGAUCAUCAUCUAAUGUUUGUCAGAGAAUUUUAGCAAUGACGAUGGAAGUCUAUGAGGUUACGAAGGAUAUUUAUCAAGAAAAGCUCUUAGAAGCUGUUAUAGUUCCUAUGUUGACUAGUUUACCUGAAGAGAUUGAUAUAAAUUUAUCUAAUUCUUCAAUGGAAUUCUUGAUUAUUAUUCUCAAAGAGGUUCCAAACCGUUGGUUCUCUGCUUUAUUAAAGAUAUUAAUACAAUGUUGUCGUUGUAUUUGUAUUGAUGAACAAUCAAAUGCUAAACCACGAUUAAUGCAUUCACAAACUUGUAAAUGUUUCUCCUCUACCGAAGGUCUUAUUGACGUAUUUCAACACUGUUUAUACAAGGCUGGUUUCUUGGAUGAAAGCAUUGAGGUUUUCACUGAAAUCGUAAAAAUCCUUGGUGACAUAACAUAUCCCAUGAUUUGUCGAUUUACUUUAUUACAAUUAUUGGUUAGAAUGAGUGCUGAUAACGACCAUAGAAUUUAUUUUAUUGAAAAUUUAGAUAUAGUACAUAUUUCGCAUCGUGAUGGAGUUAUGACCGAGCAAAAUUCCUUACCAACAUCUACCUCUAGUAAUACCAGUGCUAAUUCAGGGAAAAACAAUGUGAAAAAGAAAAUUGAGCGAAGAGGUAGUUUAAAGGAUAUGGCGAGCUCGUUUCUUGAUAGAAAAGAAUUUAUUAAAUCUCUAACACCAGAUGAAAAUAAAAGUAUCCCGGAAGAAAAUGUUAUCGCAAGUCCACAAGAACGCCUGUGGCAAAUACCUGAGACUUUAAACUUUAAACUCAUUUCUAAUCAUCCGAGUCCCUAUGUUCUUUCUAAUGAAUUAUCAUCAAUAAAAUCUGAUCAGGCUCAAAAGAUGUGUAAUGAAAGUAGUUCAGAAUCUGAUACACUUGAUAUUCAAGAUAGUACCUCACACACGAAUGGAACAGAGACUGAAUGUCGAUUUAGGCAAAUUGUUCUACCAAUAAAUCUCUACUUAAGAUGCCUAGUAGAUAUCCUUACAAAUGAAAAGGAUUGGGAUAUAUAUUCAUAUAUAUUAUACCAUCUGCCAUCACAAUUAAGUAAACAACACUUAUUUUGCGCUGCAUCUGACGAAAUUCUUGCUUUAAGGAGUUGUUUGUGUGAUUGGAUUUUGAACAACAGAUUAGCAGAUAGUAUCUUGCUUCCAUCAGAUAUUAAAAAGGUGGAUGUAUAUGUUAUGGCGUAUCAAAUAUUGACAAUUCUUAUAAGCUAUCGCAACCUGUUUAUAAAGAAGCAUCGAGAUGAGUUAGUUUUGGCGUUUAAUGUUGGUUUACAAAAAUGGGGACAUAGCGCAAAACCUUGUACACAUGCUCUCAAUGUUUGUUUAUACGAGUUACCUCUUUCAGCUACAAAGCACCUUCAGAAUACGCUCGAUAGCUUGUCAAAGAUCAUAACAACAAGCACAAUGAGUGUUCAUAUUCUUGAAUUUCUUUCGGGAUUGGCCAGACUUCCAGAUUUGUAUGUAAAUUUUACUGAAUCUGAUUACAAACGUGUAUUUGGUAUCGCGGUGCAAUAUAUUCAAUAUAGUCAUGGACAACAAGCGACAACUACUGAUACAAAUUCCAUAAGUACUAAUGCAUUGAGUCAAUAUGAACGUAUUAUGGCAUAUCAUGUUAUAUACCUUUGGUUUAUGUCGCUGAGAUUAUCAGAACGGCGGAAAUAUGUAACAUUUAUCGUUCACGGUCUAUUAGUUGCAAACGGCUCUGCACAAAAUGUUGAUGAACAAACUGAAACGUGUUUCGAUAUGCUUGCACGUUUUUCUUUUGCUAAUCCUGAACCUAAGCCCGAACCAUCAUUUAUAACACAAGUAUUAACAGAUCAAAGAAAAGAUAAGGUAAAAUUGUCUACAUGGGUUCAAGGAAAUUCUUUCUUGACAAUAAAAACCAUGAAAUCGCUCGGAUGGGCUGAGAUUACAAUACGCAGACCUUCUGGGACAGUUGCUUUUUUAUGUAAACUGGAAAACCGUAAUAAAUCAGAUGAUGUAGACCAUAUUACAUUACCAGCAACAUUAAUGGCUCAUUAUGAUCCUGAUUCGCAAAAUGUGGUCCCACUUCCGACUAGUGUAACUGAGAUGAUGUCUUGUCAUUCAGAGGUCAUAACUGGAGUUUCUCAACAGGAAACGUCAGACGUUCGUAUUGUAUCUGAUGAGAAAUCAUUGGAUGUAGAAGUUCGGAAAGAUUUAAAAAUUGAAGAAAAGCUUACUGUAGUCAAAUCAGAAAACGGUGAUGCAGAACAAACCAUUUCAUUACACACAGAACCAUUAGAAAAUCACAUCGAUCAAGGUCACGUUAAUGAGACGCAGCUGGAUUCAUCUUCCGAUAUCAAUAAAACUCCUUUCACGACUUAUUCAAACCAACAGCAACAUGUUAUAAAUGAAGUUUUCACUUCAAAUUUAUCAAACGAAAUAAACAGCAUAUAUCGUAAGGAUGAUCCUCACGUGGAUCCAAGCUUUUUGUUUUUACAAUUUUCCCCUUAUCCUGAUCUCAUAUCUAAAGAAGGUCCUAUACCUUUACCGGACGAUGAUUCCACAACUCGUGCACUAUCGAUGUUGGAUCUUACGCCGGUUGUUGAUUUUUACAAAAUAGGUGUAUUAUAUGUUGGUAAAGAUCAAACUAACGAAACAGAUAUUCUAUCUAAUAUACAUGGUUCUCAAGAUUAUAUAAAUUUUUUGAACAAUUUGGGAACUUUGGUUCGAUUAAAGAAUUGUAAACAUGUCUACACAGGAGGACUUGACACUGAAUAUGACUCAGACGGUAAAUAUGCAUACUAUUGGGAGGACGAUAUCACACAGGUGAUAUUCCAUUGCGCUACGUUAAUGCCAACAGAUUUAGAACGUGAUCCACAAUGUAGUCUCAAAAAGCGACAUAUAGGUAAUGAUUACGUUACCAUCGUUUACAAUGAUUCUGGACAUGAGUACGCGUUUGAUACGUUACCUAGUCACUUUAAUUACAUAAACAUUGUGAUUUCACCACACUCUUUAAGAAAUCAAACAGAAUCUACAAACAAUAAUUCAUUUUUUAAAAUUCAAAUGCAACGCCGCUUGGAUAUGCCAGAAAUCGGACCCAUCACAGAAUUUAAAAUGGUAUCCUCGGAGGCUUUACCUGCAUUUGCACGUCAAACUGCUUUACAUGCAAAUAUAUUUGCUCAAGUAUUUCAAAAAAGUGGAGGACAAAGAAAUAUGGAAUAUGUAUCAAAUUGGAAAGAUCGAUUAAGACAGAUCAAACGAUUUAAAGACCGGAUUAUAGCAUCGUCAAUCAAUGGGAACAGUGAAAAACCAAAUAGUAGUGGUUUAAGUGAUAGUAUAGAAAGUAAUACAGUGUUAAGUUUAGAACCAGUUUUUGACUUUACUAGAUACGUAUAG